UGCCCUGGCAAACGCAGAAAGCUGGACAACGGCAAGAUCAGCUGCUAACAGAUACUUCAGGGAAGAGGUGCCACAAUAGAGAAGUUUCUAGUAAGAAGACAAGCUAUCAGAAGUCAAGAUAAAGAAAGGCUGGAAGACAUAAGAACAUCUGCUUCCUCCUCUUCCUGUUCAUAGUGAGAUCACCGCCAAAAGAGAAACGGUCCAGGACACUAGUCCAAAAAGGAGCCACACCUAUUUAAAACCACCCAACACAUCUGCAUCCUUCCUCUUCGUCUUCUUCUUUCCUCUGCGGCAGCACCCACUGCUUCUCGGCGCUCCCUCUCCGAUCCUCUCUCCUGCUCUCCGUCCCCUCUCAGAUAACACCAUGGACCGCUCGGUGCAGGAGCUGUUCCUCAACUUCACGAUCGUCUUAAUCACUGUGCUGCUGAUGUGGCUGCUGGUGAAAACUUACCAGGACUGAAGCAUGGAGCAACAAGAAAGGAGAUGAACGGGAGGCAGAGGAGAUGGAGAUAUGUGUGGAGGGAAGCCAGCAUGGUUACUGUAGACCUUUGCUGCUGAUUGAUUCUUGUUCAGACACAGUGUUUACAUCUUUUCAUUCUUUUAGUCUAUGGUCACUGGUCUGGUCCAGAGCUCUAGUAUUCCAAUGAGGUCAAACAACCAUGUGAUUGCUAUAGCCAGAUGAGCACAUUGUCAGUCUAGUCUUGGAUGCGUAUUUGUGUUCUGAGAUGUUUUUUGAAUGUGGCCCUGAAUUUCUGACAAGAGACAAAGGGGAAGUCACAGAAGAGAUGGGAGGGUGAAUACAAAUAAAUGAACAGAGGUCUGGGGCUCUACUUUUUCACUGUGGAAACCUUUAAAGUGAGGGCUAGAAAACACUGUAAUGUCACUAUAAACAGUAGCAGAUACAGUUGCCCAUGUCACUGUGUCAUUCAUGUGACCUUUGAUACACUGAAUCAUGCUGUUGUGUCUAUUGUUCUGUUUUUUCGAAGUGAUGAAUGUGUCAAAUGCAGAUACUGUAUUUACUCAUAGAAGAAGACAUCAACCCAAAUAAUGAAGCAUUAUGUUUAUGUUCACUUCUUGCCAUUAAACAGUCUUUCAUUUGUUGGA
Siniperca chuatsi (mandarin fish) is the source of this 1104-nucleotide messenger RNA. RefSeq names its product sarcolipin. The transcript has 2 exons. Gene Ontology annotation, molecular function: enzyme regulator activity. The coding region runs from base 365 to 460 and encodes 31 amino acids. The record is from RefSeq and is a predicted model, not a curated record. NCBI's taxonomy places the organism in Eukaryota, Metazoa, Chordata, Actinopteri, Centrarchiformes, Sinipercidae. Gene Ontology annotation, cellular component: membrane.